This is a messenger RNA of Endocarpon pusillum Z07020, 1110 nucleotides long. RefSeq lists its product as uncharacterized. Bases 1 to 1110 code for a protein of 369 amino acids. The record is from RefSeq and is a predicted model, not a curated record. The transcript has a single exon. Lineage: Eukaryota; Fungi; Ascomycota; Eurotiomycetes; Verrucariales; Verrucariaceae.
AUGUUCCACAACAAUGUUGAUACCGCCCCUCUUAAUAAGCGAGGAUGGGCGUUUCAGGAGAGACUACUUGCACCUCGGACCAUACAUUUCACACAUGGGGAGGUCUACUGGCAAUGUUCAUCUCUGGUCGCAACUCAGUGUUUCCCGAGAGGAUUCAACGAGGAUAUCGAAAAUGAAAACAUUCGUGCCUGGAAGAAGACACUGACAGAAGCGGCGGACCCUUACAUAAAGGACCAGACAUGGGAAGAUAUAAUCUCCCUCUACUCCAGUUGUAGUUUGACGUAUGCGUAUGACAAAUUAAUUGCUCUUUCGGGACUCGCAAAGCAGUGGGGCAAUAUAAGGGGAUUUCAAUCCUCCAGCUAUCUUGCUGGUCAUUGGAGGGCCCACCUACCUAAUACCCUUUGCUGGACAGCAUGGCCCGGCGGCCCGUCGUUGCGUCCAACACUGUAUCGAGCACCGACUUGGUCCUGGGCUUCUAUUGAUGGAAGUAUCGCUCCAAAUGUCUUCUGCCAUCCUUCACCAAAGGUUGUGACUCACGCCCAUGUAAUUGCAGCACAGACUACUCCCGCUCAUGAUAGUCUCGACGAACUUGGUCUUCUCAAAGGUGGGAAAAUUCAGCUCAGAGGAUGUAUGUGCCUAUUAGAGACUGUGAUAGACUGCCAGCGAUUACAGAAUGCUUUUAAUACACAAAACUGGAUAUUCCUGUUUCAAAAUGAGAAAGACGAUGAGAACGAUGAGAACGACGAGAACGACGAGAACGACGAGAACGACGAGAACGACGAGAACGACGAUGACAACGAUGACACCGAUGACGACGGUGGGCCUUUCAUGGAACUUUACUGGGAUGAAAGGUGUAAAGACUUGGCUUGUCAGGUCGCUGAACAAGAAUUAUGCGUAUUUCGUGUGUUGGUGACUAAACGUUCUAGCCUCUGGCUUGUUCUCCGUACCACCAGAGACCUUGAAGGACAAUAUUGCCGUGUUGGUUUGCUUGAAAUGUCUGGGACUCGGCUUUGCGACCAAGUAACGCUUGCCAGUAAAUCGAGGUCUCUUGAGGAAAGGUAUUACCUGGAGAUUGAUGAAGGAGGAGAAUACACCAUUGAGAUUGUCUAA